This is a messenger RNA of Anisakis simplex (herring worm), 159 nucleotides long. The record is from the annotation of a GenBank genome assembly. Lineage: Eukaryota; Metazoa; Nematoda; Chromadorea; Rhabditida; Anisakidae.
AUGAAAGGACCGGUGGCGAGGCUGACCGUAACCAAUGGUCAACUGCUAUCGGUGGAAUCAAUGGGAGCGUUGAUCGAAAGCAACAAACAUCUUGUUCUGCCGAGGCUAUGCUCCCAAGCGCAUUUCGAUGAUCUGUGCCCGGUGUCGUCGAGGAGCGCC